Molecule: messenger RNA, 1389 nt
Organism: Phaeoacremonium minimum UCRPA7
Lineage: Eukaryota; Fungi; Ascomycota; Sordariomycetes; Togniniales; Togniniaceae
Product: putative phospholipid-binding protein
Exons: 1
Coding region: 1-1389 (462 amino acids)
Biological process (GO): vacuole fusion, non-autophagic
Cellular component (GO): fungal-type vacuole membrane
Molecular function (GO): phospholipid binding
Source: RefSeq, a predicted model, not a curated record
AUGGCCACCACGCAAGCCCGGCCGCCAUCACCGACUCCUUCACAACUUCCACCCGUCCCAGCAUCGCCGACUUACUCCUACGCGUCGACCGCAAAUCCCAUCUCGGCAUACAACCUCCCUCUGCCACCGCCGCCCCGAGCCGCCCAUGCCGUCCUCACCAAGUCCGAUCUGGAGCAGUCCCAGGCUGCAUAUGCAGAAGUGCUCUCCAGCGCAAAGUCCUACCGCUUAGCCCUCGCCGCGCUGUCUACUGCCGCCUCGGCCUUCGGUUCCGCGCUCGAGUCCUGCGCUCGGCUCAAGGAGGCGCGCGCUGACGCCCUCGGUCCUCCCGCCGCAGCCUCCUUGUCGAAUAGCUUCAACGCCAAGGGCUCCUGCACGGCAGACAGCCUGCUCGCCGCGGCGGGCGUGCACCACCUAGUCGCGAACCACCAGCAGAUCCUGUCCGAGACGGUGUACCGGUCGUUCGAGGUGCCGCUGCUGCACGAGCUGGACAAGUGGCGGCGGGACGUGGAGGACGAGGAGGAGGGCUACGUGCGGGCGGUCAAGAAGCAGAGCCAGGAGAUCCGGCGGCUCGAGAAGGAAGGGCUCAAGCUGCACCGCCAGCGGCGGCGCGACGUCGCCAAGUUCCGCAGCCACCUCGUCGAGCUGACGACCAAGCUCGACGGCCUGACGACGCUCAACGCCGAGCACGCGCGCACGCUGCUGCGCGAGAGCCAGGACACGAGCGUCAAGAUCCUCGACGCCAGUUGCAGCCUCGUGCGCGCCGAGGUCGACAUCUUCGAGAGCCUCGCGCGCAAGGGCUGGUCCGGCGGCGGGCUCGACGACCUGCUGGAGAAGGGGACCGAUCUGUUUGCCAGCGACGACGCGGCGGGCGAUGGGUCGGGCGGCAUCAACGAGUCGAGCAAGCUGUUUAGCAUCCUGCCGCCGAAGAGCAUCCUCGCCGAUUCGGCGUCGGAUACCGCCGCCCGCCAGGGCCACUUUCGGGGCGAUAGCCUGACCGAUGCUGCAAUCCCGUAUCAGAGUUUGUCGGGGGCCAUGUCGCAACCAAGGCUCGGAGGGGAUACGGAUAGUGUGUUUUCAGAAGUUGCGCGAUCGAGGAUGAUAAGGCCGUUCUCGCCGCCUCCUGUCAAGGUGAACCCAGAGGACGUGAUGGGUGACGGAACCGGGGAGUCCUCGUCCUCAAUGGCGAAGGCGUUGGAGGAAUCUCGAGCACGGUUCAAGUUGCCCCCGGGGGACUUGACACCCGAGGAGGAAGAGGAGGAGCAGGAAGAGGACCAGCCGUGGAGAAAAGAGGGCCGGAACUCAGGAGAACAAGACACACCAAGCGCAAGCAUGCAGAGCUCCCAGCAAAGAGAAAGGAGGUGGAGUGUGAACGAAGAUCAGGUAGAUUAG